Penicillium macrosclerotiorum is the source of this 186-nucleotide messenger RNA. RefSeq lists its product as uncharacterized. The record is from RefSeq and is a predicted model, not a curated record. Bases 1 to 186 code for a protein of 61 amino acids. The transcript has a single exon. Lineage: Eukaryota; Fungi; Ascomycota; Eurotiomycetes; Eurotiales; Aspergillaceae.
AUGGGUCCAGCUCCUCUGCGAUCAGAUAGCUGUAACACAUGCCGCAAGAGGAAAGUCAAGGUGAGCAUGCUCUCGACAGUUAUUAGCGCUACAAGACCCCCUGACUGGAGUAGUGCGAUCUACAGCACCCACAUUGCGCGAGAUGCCUCCGAGGAGGCCAUCAUUGCGAAGGCUAUGAUCGUUUAA